Eleginops maclovinus (Patagonian blennie) is the source of this 708-nucleotide messenger RNA. Its product is annotated as peptidyl-prolyl cis-trans isomerase-like. Bases 94 to 624 code for a protein of 176 amino acids. The record is from RefSeq and is a predicted model, not a curated record. Gene Ontology annotation, biological process: protein folding; protein peptidyl-prolyl isomerization. Gene Ontology annotation, molecular function: peptidyl-prolyl cis-trans isomerase activity. Gene Ontology annotation, cellular component: intracellular membrane-bounded organelle. NCBI's taxonomy places the organism in Eukaryota, Metazoa, Chordata, Actinopteri, Perciformes, Eleginopidae. The transcript is spliced from 5 exons.
GUAAUGUUACAGAUUGAACCCCACCCAUCUUCAUUCCCAUUGGUCUAUUCUUGAGCCUUCACAAACUUAUAUAAAUACAGACUUGAACAGGAAAUGUUUUUUUAUCACAACCACAUCACAACGCUGUCUGCAAAUAUGAAAAACGUUUUCUUUGACAUCACUAUGGAUGGAGCUCCUGCUGGCAGGAUUGAAAUGGAGCUCCGGUAUGACAUAGUCCCAAAGACUGCAGAAAACUUCCGUGCUUUGUGCACCGGAGAGAAAGGUUUUGGCUACAAAGGUUCCAAGUUUCAUCGAAUCAUCAAUGGAUUCAUGUGCCAGGGUGGGGACUUUACCAAACACAAUGGAACUGGAGGCAAAUCCAUCUAUGGGGAGAAGUUUGCUGAUGAGAACUUCAAGUUGAAUCAUUCAGGCAUGGGCACCCUGUCCAUGGCUAACUCUGGGCCAAACACCAAUGGGUCCCAGUUCUUCAUUUGCACAGGGGAUACUAGCUGGCUGAACGGAAAGCACGUGGUGUUUGGGAAGGUGGUGAAAGGCAUUGAAGUUGUCGAGUCAAUGGACAUCAAAGGCACGCAAAGUGGUUCUCCUAAGGCCAAGGUUGUCAUUGCAGACUGCGGUGAAUUAUAGUAGCGUGACAAAAGUUCACAUGUCCAUUUUAACAUCCACAUCAAAGUGAUGCUGAAAGCGUCAAUAAAGCAACCUAAAGCGGAA